UCCGACGGCGGCGCUGGCAACCUGGGAUGGCGUUCCGGAGAGGCGGCGGGGGGCGACGGCGCUGGGGAGCGGAGGCCCCCGCGGAAGUAGGGGAAGGGGAGGCGCCGCCGCCGCCGCGCGGGGAUGACAGCUCUUCACUCUCCGCAAAGAAACGCUUGGAGCGCAGCCACUGGACAGACGCGAUCGAUGCCCAGUUUGGCUUUGAGAGGGUGAAGGAACCCGCUGAGAGGACAGGCUGGCUGAUCAACAUGCACCCGACGGAGGUUUUGGAUGAGGAUAAACGCCUGGUCAGUGCUGUGGAUUACUAUUUCAUUCAGGAGGAUGGCAGUCGAUUUAAGGUGGCAUUGCCCUAUAAGCCGUACUUCUAUAUUGCAACCCAAAAGGAUUGUGACCGAGAAGUGUCCUCCUUUCUUUCCAAGAAGUUCCAAGGUAAAAUAGCAAAGCUGGAAACUGUACCCAAAGAAGAUCUGGACCUGCCAAAUCACCUGGUUGGGUUAAAGCGCAACUACAUCAAGCUCUCUUUCAACACAGUGGAUGAUCUGGUAAAGGUACGCAAAGAAAUCACACCUGCUGUAAAGAAGAACAGAGAACGGGACCAAUCUGUGGACGCUUACACCACCAUGUUAGCCAGCGCUCUUGCUGGGAGCAGCCUGACCAGUAAGGAAGAGGAGCCCUCCAAGAAGACUGCAGACCAGAUGGACAAUAUAGUGGACAUGCGGGAAUAUGAUGUACCCUAUCAUAUUCGCCUGUCUAUUGAUCUGAAGAUCCAUGUGGCUCACUGGUACAACGUUCGCUACCGGGGCAGCAGCUUUCCUCCUGAAAUCACUCGCCGAGAUGACCUGGUAGAACGGCCAGAUCCUGUCGUUCUGGCCUUUGACAUUGAGACCACCAAACUCCCUUUGAAAUUUCCGGAUGCAGAGACGGAUCAGAUCAUGAUGAUCUCCUACAUGAUUGAUGGCCAGGGUUACUUGAUCACCAACAGGGAGAUAGUUUCGGAAGACAUUGAAGAUUUUGAGUUCACUCCCAAACCAGAGUAUGAGGGUCCCUUCUGUGUUUUUAAUGAACCAGAUGAGGCCCAUCUUAUCCAGCGGUGGUUUGAGCAUGUUCAGGAAACCAAGCCAACAAUCAUGGUGACUUACAACGGAGACUUCUUUGACUGGCCCUUUGUGGAAGCCAGAGCUGCUGCUCACGGAAUGAAUAUGCAGAAGGAGAUUGGGUUCCAGAAGGAUAGUCAGGGUGAAUACAAAUCAUCUCAGUGUAUCCACAUGGAUUGUCUCAGGUGGGUCAAAAGAGACAGCUAUCUUCCGGUGGGAAGCCACAACCUGAAAGCGGCAGCCAAAGCAAAGCUGGGUUAUGACCCUGUGGAGCUAGACCCUGAAGAGAUGUGCCGGAUGGCUACUGAAGAGCCACAGAUUCUGGCCACCUAUUCAGUGUCUGAUGCUGUUGCUACCUAUUACAUGUACAUGAAAUACGUGCAUCCUUUCAUCUUUGCCUUGUGCACCAUCAUCCCAAUGGAGCCUGAUGAAGUGCUACGAAAGGGAUCAGGGACUCUCUGUGAGGCGCUGCUCAUGGUUCAGGCCUAUCAUGCCAACAUCAUCUUCCCCAAUAAACAAGAGCAGGAGUUCAAUAAGCUUACCGAGGAUGGGCACGUGCUGGACUCAGAGACAUACGUUGGGGGCCAUGUGGAAGCACUGGAGUCGGGGGUCUUUCGCAGUGACAUCCCCUGCCGCUUUAGGAUGAAUCCUGCUGCCUUUGACUUCCUCCUGCAGCGUGUGGAGAAGACACUGCGUCAUGCCAUUGAGGAGGAGGAGGGAAUACCACUAGAUCAAGUGACCAACUUCCAAGAUGUUUGUAACGAAAUCAAGAUUAAGCUGAAUUCCCUAAAGGAUGUUCCCAACCGAAUUGAGUGUCCACUGAUCUACCAUCUGGAUGUGGGGGCCAUGUACCCAAAUAUUAUCCUGACCAAUAGGUUGCAGCCUUCAGCAAUGGUGGAUGAAGCUACAUGUGCUGCCUGUGACUUUAACAAGCCAGGUGCGAACUGUCAACGGAGAAUGACUUGGCAGUGGAGAGGAGAAUUCAUGCCUGCAUCCCGCAGCGAGUACCACCGCAUCCAGCAACAGCUGGAGUCUGAGAAGUUCCCCUCUCUCUUCCCGGAAGGGGCGCCCCGGGCUUUCCAUGAGCUGACCCGAGAGGAGCAAGCCAAAUAUGAGAAAAAGCGCUUGGCAGAUUACUGCCGCAAGGCCUACAAGAAGAUCCAUGUGACUAAGGUGGAGGAGCGGAUCACCACCAUCUGCCAGCGAGAAAACUCCUUCUAUGUGGAUACUGUGCGGGCCUUUCGGGACCGGCGCUAUGAGUUCAAGGGGCUCCACAAGGUGUGGAAGAAGAAGCUGGCUGCAGCCAUGGAGAUGGGAGAUGCGUCGGAAGUGAAGCGUUGCAAGAACAUGGAGAUUCUGUAUGAUUCGCUGCAGCUGGCACACAAGUGCAUCCUCAACUCCUUUUAUGGAUAUGUCAUGCGCAAAGGAGCUCGGUGGUACUCCAUGGAAAUGGCUGGCAUUGUCUGCUUCACAGGUGCAAACAUUAUCACACAGGCCAGGGAGCUGAUAGAGCAGAUUGGGAGGCCCUUGGAACUAGACACAGAUGGCAUCUGGUGUGUGCUUCCAAACACUUUCCCAGAAAACUUUGUCAUCAAAUCAACAAAUGCCAAGAAGCCCAAGGUGACAAUCUCCUAUCCAGGUGCAAUGUUGAACAUCAUGGUGAAGGAAGGGUUUACAAAUGACCAGUACCAGGAGCUGGUGGACCCAGCCGUGCUCAAGUAUGUUUGCCGCUCAGAGAAUAGCAUCUUCUUUGAAGUGGAUGGACCAUAUCUGGCUAUGAUUCUACCAGCCUCCAAGGAGGAGGGCAAGAAGCUGAAGAAAAGGUAUGCCGUGUUUAAUGAGGAUGGCUCUUUAGCUGAAUUGAAGGGGUUUGAAGUGAAGCGGCGCGGGGAGCUUCAGCUGGUGAAGAUCUUUCAGUCAUCAGUGUUUGAGGCCUUCCUGAAGGGCACCACUUUGGAAGAGGUCUACGCUUCGGUUGCCAAAGUAGCAGACUACUGGCUUGACGUGCUUUACAGCAAGGCUGCCAAUAUGCCUGACUCAGAGCUUUUUGAGCUGAUCUCUGAGAACCGAUCCAUGUCCCGCAGACUGGAGGAUUAUGGGGAACAGAAAUCCACCUCUAUCAGCACAGCUAAGCGUCUGGCCGAGUUCCUUGGGGACCAGAUGGUAAAGGAUGCGGGACUGAGCUGCCGAUUUAUCAUCUCUAAGAAGCCAGAAGGAGCUCCAGUCACUGAGAGAGCCAUCCCACUAGCCAUUUUCCAGGCUGAGCUUUCAGUACGCAGGCACUAUCUCCGGAAAUGGCUGAAGAGCCCCUCCCUGCAGGAUUUUGACAUCCGAACGAUCCUGGAUUGGGACUAUUACAUUGAGAGACUGGGUAGCACAAUCCAAAAAAUUAUCACUAUUCCAGCAGCACUGCAGCAGGUGAAGAACCCUGUGCCUCGUGUCCACCAUCCUGACUGGCUGCACAAGAAGCUCUUGGAGAAGAACGAUGUGUACAAGCAGAAGAAAAUCAGUGAACUGUUCACAAGCGAGGGCAAGAAGCAGGUCUAUGCUAACCUACCCCAAGAGGACACCCCUUGUACACAGGUCACAGAUAUAGAAGAUUUUGGGGUCACCAAACCUCUCCAGCCAGGAGUCCCUGUGUCAAGCAAACGUAAGCGGAUUCCCACAGCAGAAGAGAGCCAGCAGCAGUCCCAGAAUCUGGAACUCACCCAGUCCUGGAGGGAGAUCCUGGGCCCACCACCACCCAUUGGCACCACCAAGGAGGAGCGCCUAGUCUGGCUGUGCUUCCACAAGAAGAAGUGGGAACUUCAGGCCCGUCAGCGCCAGGAGCGCCGCAAGAGGCGGAGGUUGGCUGAUGGCGAAGUGGUCCUGAGUGGGGGACUGAUCCGUGCCGGCCCCUCUAAGGGGCUCAGCAAUUACUUGCUCAGGACUGCGCGGAGCAUCCUCGACAUGCCGUGGCAGAUAGUGCAGAUUGCCGAGACCCACCAGCAAGGCCUCUUUAAGCUGUGGGCUGUGAUUGGAAAUGACCUGCAUUGUCUCAAGCUGAACAUCCCCCGAGUCUUCUAUGUCAACCAGCGUGUCCCCAAACCUGAAGAGGGCACGGACUAUAGGAAGGUGAACAGAAUUCUUCCUCGUUCCAACUUAGUCUACAACCUCUACGAAUAUUCUGUGCCUGAGGAUAUGUACCAGGAGCACAUCAAUGAAAUUAAUGCCAGUCUCUCUGCCCCAGAUAUUGAGGGGGUGUAUGAAACCCAGGUGCCAUUAUUGCUGCGGGCUUUGAUCUGCUUGGGCUGCGUCUGCAUGGUUAACAAGCAUUUGGUGAGACACCUCACCGGCCGAGAGGCUGAGACCUUCGACCUCGAACACCUAGAGAUGCGCUCUUUGGCUCAGUUCAGUUACCUGGAACCAGGCAGCAUCCGGCACAUCUACCUUUAUCACCAUUCCCAAGGCAACAAGGCCCUGUUUGGCCUCUUCAUCCCAUCUCAGCGCAAAGCAUCUGUCUUUGUACUUGACACAGUCCGGAGUAACCAGAUGCCCAACCUCACCAACAUGUACUCAGUGGAGCACAAUGCAAUGGUGGAGAAGGUGGGCCAAGAGCUUCUUCCACCCAAUAAGCACACCUUUGAAGUACGAGCAGAGACGGACCGCAAAACAGUCUGCAGGGCAAUCCAGCGCCUCCUGCUAGCAUACAAGGAUGAGCGCAGGGGGCCCACCCUCAUCGCUGUGCAGUCUAACUGGGAUUUGAAGAGGCUGGCCAGUGGCAUGCCUGUCUUUGAGGAGUUCCCGCUGGUUCCUGUCCAGGUAGCUGAUGACAUCAACUAUGGUGUCCUGGACUGGCAGCGCCACGCUGCCCGACACAUGAUCCGUCGCUACCUCAACUUGGACACAUGCCUGUCUCAAGCCUUUGACAUGAGCAGGUACUACCACAUCCCUAUCGGGAACCUGCCCGACGACGUCUCCACCUUUGGGACAGACCUGUUCUUCUCUCGCCACCUCCACCGCCACAACCACCUCCUGUGGCUUUCGCCCACCUCCCGUCCUGAUCUGGGCGGCAAGGAGGCAGAUGACAGUCGCCUGGUCAUGGAAUUUGAUGAGAAGGUCUCUGUUGAGAUCAAUCACCCAGGCUGCUAUUCCACAGUGUGUGUAGAACUGGAUCUCCAGAGCCUUGCUGUGAACACCAUCUUGCAGUCCCAUCACGUCAAUGACAUGGAGGGGGCCUCCAGCAUGUGCAUCAGCUUUGACGUGAUUCAGCAGGCAUCGCUGGAGGACAUGGUCACAGGGAACCAGGCCACCAAUGUCCCCGCCAGCUACGAUGAAGCAGCCCUUUGCUCCAACACUUUCAGGAUCUUGAAAAGUGUGGUGGUGGGCUGGGUGAAAGAGAUCACGCAGUACCACAAUGUCUAUGCUGACAACCAGGUGAUUCAUUUCUACCGCUGGCUGCGCUCCCCAACCUCACUGCUCUAUGAUCCAGCAUUGCACCGCAUGCUACACAAUAUGAUGAAGAAGCUCUUCCUGCAACUAGUGGCAGAGUUCAAACGCCUUGGCUCUGCAGUGAUUUAUGCUAACUUCAACCGCAUCAUCCUAUGCACCAAGAAACGCAACAUUGGUGACGCCCUUGCCUACGUGGAAUACAUCACCAAAAGCAUCCACUCGAAGGAAAUCUUCCACUCGUUGACUAUUUCCUUCUCACGCUGCUGGGAGUUCUUGCUUUGGAUGGACCCAGCCAAUUACGGUGGGAUCAAGGGCAAAGUACCAUCCCAGAUCCACUACGGGGAGGAGACAAACAGCAAGAAGACAGUAGAUGUAGAAGGCAGUGAGGAGGAGGAGGAGGAAGAGGAGGAAGAAGAGGACAAGGAAGAAGGAACAGGAGAAGAUGGUGUGGAGGAGCUGCUGGAGAACAACUGGAACAUAGUGCAAUACCUACCCCAGGCUGCCUCCUGUCAGACUUACUUCCUCAUGAUUGUGUCUGCCUACAUUGUUGCAGUCUACCACAGCAUGAAGGAGGAAAUGGAGCGUAAUGGCCCUGGAAGCACACCCAUCAAGAGACGCACAAAUAGCCAGGUCUCCCAGGAGCCUGUGGGGGAGAAGGGUGCCAUGUCAGGCAUGAUCGCAUUCUCUCAGGAGUAUGUCUCCAAUGAGCUCACCCAGAGCUUCUUCACCAUCACCCAGAAGAUCCAGAAGAAAGUGAGUGGCUCUAGGCGCACCACAGAGCCCUCAGAAAUGUUCCCAGCCCUGCCUGGCUCAUACCUGAUGCUCAACAAUCCAGCACUGGAGUUUGUGAAAUCUGUCUGCCAGGUAUUGUCUCUGGAUACCAAUGUCACCAACCAGGUGAGCAAGCUGAAGCGAGACCUGCUUCGCCUCAUCGAAGUGGGAGAAUUCUCCGAAGAGGCUCAGUUUCAGGAUCCUUGUCGCUCCUACAUCCUCCCAGAGAUGAUCUGCAAGAACUGUAACUUCUGCAGAGACCUGGAUCUCUGCAAGGACCCGGUCUUCUCUCAGGAUGGCUCAGUGCUGCCUAACUGGGCAUGCUCCAAUUGCCAGGCUCAGUAUGACUCAGACGCUAUUGAGAUGGCCCUGAUGGAAGCCCUUCAGAAGAAGCUGAUGGCCUUUACCCUUCAAGAUCUGGUGUGUCUGAAGUGCAAAGGCAUCAAGGACACCCACAUGCCUGUGUACUGCAGCUGCGCUGGAGACUUUGACCUCCUCUUGCCCACCAAGACCUUCCUGGAGCAGCUGAAGGUCUUCCAGAGCAUUGCCCAGCACUACAACAUGUCCUACCUGUUGGAGAACAUUAAAUGGCUGCUGCAGAUGAACCCUCAGCUGCCUUUGUGAGAGCACCCUGUGCUGUUGGGCAAGGUUGGUGCUACCCUGAAUGGGCACUGCAUGUUGCACCUUCAGUUUUGUGACCUCGGCACCCCUGCCAUGUGGUCCUGAGACAAAAAGGGCUCCAGAUACAAGGCUUGUUCUGUACUGCAGGGAAGUACAAGAAAUGUGUGUAGUGCUUUGGACUGAAAGACUUCUGGAGAGAAGGUGCAAUGUUGCUAUUGGAUGCCCUUUCUCCUAAAAGCAGCCCAGAUGCAAACACAUGUGAACACACAACCACGCUUGCCCCUUUUUUUAAGGGACUGUGGGAGGAAAGUGCGACCUAAACCUUUCAUAUAGGGCUGUUUUUUUGCCCAAAUUUUAUUAUGUUUUUAUUUUGGACAUUUUCCACCCCCAAAAAAUGCUGUAAAUAAAUGUUUUUACACAGCUGUUAGCUGUCAGUGUGUCUGACACAAACCGUGCUAUCUGGGUUCCAGUGUGUCUCGACCCUUUCCUGCUGUGCUGUUUGCAGUAUUGUCCCUCUGAGAUCUCCUUCCUCUCCCCAGUGAAGAAGGAACAGGCAGACAGAGUGACAGCUAUCAAUCCCUUGGGCUUUUAUAAAACCAGGAGUCUUCCAUGCCUGUGCAGUAACCUCCAUGGGCUGAGCAACAGUGGUGGUUGCAUGCUGGUUUUGAGGCUGUGGCAACAGCAGAUAAGCAUCCCAGGCAAAAGCUAGACAAACUUUAUUUGAAACUAUUUAUUUUUUAAAAAGAAAAUCACUUGGAGGAGGAGAGCUGUGGCUUCGUAAAAUGUUUUUGUGUUUGUGUGUAUGUCUAAUAAAAAUUAU
Sceloporus undulatus (fence lizard) is the source of this 7737-nucleotide messenger RNA. It is a transcript of the gene POLE, whose product is annotated as DNA polymerase epsilon, catalytic subunit. The transcript has 49 exons. The record is from RefSeq and is a predicted model, not a curated record. Bases 27 to 6920 code for a protein of 2297 amino acids. Gene Ontology annotation, molecular function: DNA binding; zinc ion binding; DNA-directed DNA polymerase activity. Gene Ontology annotation, biological process: mitotic cell cycle; base-excision repair, gap-filling; leading strand elongation. Gene Ontology annotation, cellular component: nucleus; epsilon DNA polymerase complex. Lineage: Eukaryota; Metazoa; Chordata; Lepidosauria; Squamata; Phrynosomatidae.